UUUAUGGAAUCUUAAAGAAAAAUUUAGUCUUUUUUAAUAUGGAGGAUGAGGACUGCCCUACGGAGUUUUCAGACCAUUAUAAAGUUGUAAAAGACAUGUAUGCCGAAGUGCAAUGUUUUUUAUCAACGCUAAUUGCGAAUCCUCCAAAAACAUGUGCGGAACAUGUCACAUUGAGCACAGCCUUGCAUCUUCAACUGACAAAUUUCAUAGUAGCUUCAAGAAAAUUAAUGCAAGAAUAUGAAGAACAAUAUGAUUUUAAUUCUAAGUGCGCUCAACAUGAUUUUUCAGAAAUUCCUCCAUUGGAAGAACCAUGUCAUGAAGAUCUCUCCCAAGUAGCACUUGUAUGGGAAUAUUAUAGUCAACAAAAUCCUGCACAAUUUAAUGCAGCAUUAAUUCAACAGAGUAAUCAAAAAAAUUUGCAUCCUCCUUUACAUAACCAAAAUAAGGAAUAUACACAUUAUCCAAGUAAAAGAAAUCUUUCCCAAAUUGAAAUUUCAUGGCAAUAUUGUAAUGAACUAAGUCCUUUGAGGCCCGGUUCUCCACUACAUAAUCAGUUACAAGUAGAAGACAAUUCACAAGAUUUUCGGUUGCAAUGUCAAAACGAAUACAAUGGUUUUAGACGAGGCGUUCCACUGCAACAAGGUCAAGGUCAUAAUCAGUUGCAAUGUCAAAAUAACGUUAAUAGUUACGAACAGGGUUCUCCAAUGCAAUGUCGAAAUGAACAAAACGGUUAUAAACAAAUUGUUUCAUAUCAAUGCCAAAAGGGAAGUAACUAUGAACAAAAUAGUAACGAACAAAAUUAUCUUAUCCAAUGUAAUAACCAAUAUGGAACUAAUCACAAUCCAAUGCAACCUAGCACAAUAUUAACGCCACAAUACCAACAAUAUCCAUUCCACAAUUUCGGAACGUCAAAUUUAUCUUCGCAGUAUCAAAAUCAACAGCAACAAUUUGAUGAUUCUUUAAGAUCAAAUCUACUUCCGAAAUAUCAAAAUCAAGUUGAACAAACCUGUGAAUGUGGAAGAACAACUUUAUCUCCGCAAUAUCAAAAGAAACAAAUGCAAACUUUCGAAUGUGAAAGAAAAAAUUUACCUCCACAAUAUCAAAAUCAACAAAAGUCAUCAUACAAUCGUGAAACAUCAAGUUUACCACCCCAAUUUCAGAAUCAAUCUUGUGUUCCUUUAAGAUCAAAUCCACCAUUGCAGUAUCAGAACCAAGCUUUCAUUGCAGAAAGAUCAAAUGCACCUUUGAAUUAUCAAAAUCAACCAAAUCAAGCUUAUGAUCCUGGAAGGGCCUGUUUAUCACAGCAACAUCAGAAUCAAUUGGAUCAACCUUGCUAUCCUGGAAUAUCAAAUCCACUGCUCAAUUACCAGAACCAACUGAACCAAACAUAUGAUACUAGAAGACCAAAUAUACCUUCGCAAUAUCAAAAUCAACAAAAUCAAGCUUCCGAGUUUGAAAGGUCAAAUACACCACCGCAAUAUCAGAUUCAACCAAAUCAAGAUUGCAAUCCUAAAAGAUCCAAUUCACCUUCGCAAUAUCAGAAUCAACCAAAUCAAGCUUGCAAUCCUAAAAGAUCAAAUUCACCUUCGCAAUAUCAGAAUCAACCAAAUCCUAAUCCUAAAAGAUCAAAUUCACCUUCACAAUAUCAGAUUCAACAAAAUCAAGUUUGUAGUCCUAAAAGAUCAAAUUCACCUUCACAAUAUCAGAAUCAACCAAAUCAAGUUUGCAAUCCUAAAAGAUCAAAUUCACCUUCACAAUAUCAGAAUCAACCAAAUCAAGUUUGCAGCCCUAAAAGAUCAAAUUCACCUUCGCAAUAUCAGAAUCAAUCAAAUCAAGUUUGCAAUCCUAAAAGAUCAAAUUCACCUCCGCAAUAUCAGAAUCAACCAAAUCAGACUUGCAAUCCUAAAAGAUCAAAUUCACCUUCACAAUAUCAGAUUCAACAAAAUCAAGUUUGCAGUCCUAAAAGAUCAAAUUCACCUUCGCAAUAUCAGAAUCAACCAAAUCAAGUUUGCAAUCCUAAAAGAUCAAAUUCACCUUCGCAAUAUCAGAAUCAACCAAAUCAAGUUGCAAUCCUAAAAGAUCAAAUUCACCUUCGCAAUAUCGGAAUCAAUCAAAUCAGACUUGCAAUUCUAAAAGAUCAAAUUCACCUUCGCAAUAUCAGAAUCAAACAAAUCAAGCUUGCAAUCCUAAAAGAUCAAAUUCAUCUUCACAAUAUCAGAAUCAACCGAAUCAAGUUUGCAAUCCUAAAAGAUCAAAUUCACCUUCACAAUAUCAGAAUCAACCAAAUCAAGUUUGCAUUCCUAAAAGAUCAAAUUCACCUUCGCAAUAUCAGAAUCAAACAAAUCAAGUUUGCAGUCCUAAAAGAUCAAAUUCACCUUCGCAAUAUCAGAAUCAACCAAAUCAAGUUUGCAGUCCUAAAAGAUCAAAUUCACCUUCGCAAUAUCAGAAUCAAUCAAAUCAGACUUGCAGUCCUGAAAGACCAAAUUCACCUUUGCAAUAUCAGAACCAACCAAAUCAAUCCUAAAAGAUCAAAUUCACCUUCACAAUAUCAGAAUCAACCAAAUCAGACUUGCAAUCUUAAAAGAUCAAAUUCACCUUCGCAAUAUCAGAAUCAAACAAAUCAGACUUGCAGUCCUGAAAGAUCAAAUUCACCUUCGCAAUAUCAGAACCAACCAAAUCAAGUUUGCAAUCCUAAAAGAUCAAAUUCACCUUCGCAAUAUCAGAGUCAGCAAAAUCAAGUUUGUUGUCCUAAAAGAUCAAAUUCACCUUCGCAAUAUCAGAAUCAGCAAAAUCAAGUUUGCAAAUGUGGUAGAACUAGUUUACCAGUUCAAUAUCAAAACCAACCAAAACGGGCAACCGAAUCUAGAGGUUCAAAUUUUCCAUUUCAAUAUCAGAAUCAGCUGAAUUGCUUAAAUCAUGAUUCCAAUUUGACUUAUCAAAGAGGAUAUAAAGCUCAAAAUAUGCCAGUAAACAUUUGUGCAACAUCAAACUCACCUAGAGCAUUUCCUAAUCAACUAAAUGCUUUUAAACAUAGUCCGCCCUUAAAAUAUCAGAACCAACAAAAUCAACCUUGCGAUCUUACAGGAGCAAAUGCACCAUUGCCAUAUGAGGGUGGACGAAAUUCCUUAAAACAGAAUUUUCCACGUCAAAAUCAAUAUGCGCCUAAUCUGCAGAACAAAGCAAUAGAAGAGCCUUGUGGCGGUCCUUGCUCCCCACAGCAAUACCGAAGUCAGAACAAUUACGUACAGGGUUCUUUAAUACAAUGUCGGAAUGAAUGUAAUUCCUCUGAUUUGUCAGAAAAAAGAAUCAACAAACCGCAAUGGAAAAGAACUACUAGUUAUACACAAUUCCCAAAGGGAGGUCAACAUUGUCACAAGCGCGUUAUUCGAGCUGUAAUUCAUCCUCAACCUACACAUGGUUUUAUGUGUGAGGAAAGAGAAAAAUUUGGUGCUAAACCUGAAAGAGACAAAGUAAAAUCAGGCACGGAAAAUUGCUCAAAACAAUGCAUGAAUAACACUUCUGGUAUGAGGACGAAAUGUUCUCAACAAAAUCCUAUUCAAAAGGAAUAUGAAACUCUAUCAGAACAGGAAAUAGAUGAGGCGCUGUUAUACAAAAUAUUAUGUUUAGAGUGUUGGCCAAUGUUACAAGCCCAAAAACAAAAUAAAUUGAAAAACUUGACAGCAAAUGAACAGCAAUCAAAACGAUGUACUGCCAAUAGCAAUCCUAAGGAAAAUCGUGCUCGAACUUUGCAAAAUAAACCUGGACAACUAUGUAUACCGCGAAAAAACAGAAAUGGUAACCUCAAACAUCAGACAAUGCCAUGCAAUACUAAACCUAAACAUGAUAUAAAACCUAUUUUGCGUUGUAAAUGCAAACCUGCUCAAAAUCAUAGAAGAGUUAAAUUUGAACAAUGUGCAAAAUUUCCUGCAUUUCGGAAAACAGGUGGUCAGAAUAAAAUGCUACAGUAUAUUGAUGAAUUACUGAUUGAAAAGUUGGGCAUGAGUUUGUAUGACACUACAAACUCUGAAACAUCUUGGACAGAUAUAAGUCAGGAAGACAAUACAACAGUGUCGGAGGAAAGUGAAGAAUAUGAACAGGAAUAUCCAACUACCUCAAACAGAAGACACAAUGAACUUUCUUGUGACCAAAGAAGAAAAGAGACGGAAUUGCAUGACGAAAUUAAUAGUCUGUUUCAAGAAGAUGAUGAAAGUUUUGAUGAUCUUUACUACCUUCCUAGUGUAAAAGAAGAGGAAAAUUCUAAAAAAUAUCAUUCGAUACUUGUUAAAAGGCAACCUAGUAACUUAACUGAUGGGGAGAGUUUGAUGGGAGGUAAUCAAAGUAAGGCACAACAGCGAUCACCUUCAGCUCCAAAAAAGGUUGUAUGUUUCAAUGAAGCAUUAAAUCAAAAAUAUGAGAUAAGUUCUAUUUAUGCGGAAUGCCGGGCUGGACCAUAUGUAAAAAAACGCAAAAUCCAACGAAUGAGAAAGAAUAUACGAAAAUAUAUGAUGAAAUAUUCACAAAAUCUAAAUUCAAACUUGGAAGAAAGUUUUUCGAAUACAUAUACUCCAGGACGUAAAAUUACUAAAUACUAA
Molecule: messenger RNA, 4592 nt
Organism: Teleopsis dalmanni
Lineage: Eukaryota; Metazoa; Arthropoda; Insecta; Diptera; Diopsidae
Exons: 3
Coding region: 39-4592 (1517 amino acids)
Source: RefSeq, a predicted model, not a curated record